Messenger RNA from Cladophialophora yegresii CBS 114405, 1347 nucleotides. RefSeq lists its product as uncharacterized. The record is from RefSeq and is a predicted model, not a curated record. Bases 1 to 1347 code for a protein of 448 amino acids. Lineage: Eukaryota; Fungi; Ascomycota; Eurotiomycetes; Chaetothyriales; Herpotrichiellaceae. The transcript is spliced from 2 exons.
AUGAACGUCAGCGACACUUUUCCCAAGCAAAAAAGCACCACGAUUCGAGGCUGGGUUGCUCAGCCGAAUGGACGUGGCACCUUUGACCUACUCGUCUCCUGUGCUGUAACGGUCUUUCUGUGCGGCUGGUCCUCAAUCUGCGUCAACGUACCGGCUUCCGAGCAAAGCAAAUGGGACAUUUUCUGGGACAAAUGGCAUUUGUUCUGCCUAUCCAUGCUCGGCCCAGAAUUCGUCUUCAUGCUGGCACUAGGACAGUACAUGCGUGCGGAUGCCUCUGUCAAGUUGUACCACGACAAAGGCUACAGGGACUGGACCAUUAAACAUGGGUUCUAUGCAGAUAUGGGCGGAUUCGUUCUUCAGCCUCACGGCUGGAAGCAGUUUCCAAUCGACGCGAAACAACUGCUGUACUUGAUUGAGCGUGGCCACAUCCGAUACCCUGACACUAAAGUGGCCCAGAUCAAUGACAGAAAUAAGUCGGACGGCUUAGCAAGGUUCGUUACCACGUGUCAGAUCGUCUGGUUCACUCUCAAUGUCAUCACCCGACCUACGCAAAACCUCGCAGUCACAACCAUUGAAAUCACAACCAUCGCAUCUAUCGUCUGCACUCUGGCCGUCAACUUCUGUUGGAGACAUAAACCAAUGGAUGUCUCCACGGCAAUUGUGCUUGAGACAGACCGCUCGAUGUACGACAUCCUUAAAGACGCGGGAAAUCUCUGCAAGGAGCCCUACCGCAUCACGCCGCUCGAUUUCGUCAGCCGCGAAGAAUGGAUAGCCACCAAACUUUGGAGUUACAACGUCAACAUACUGCGGAACCUGCACGUUGUGCGCCAACGGCCCAAUGUACGCCCUAUUCAGCACUUGUCCUCCUUCGGCUUCCCAAAGCUCUCCCGAGGUGGGAGCGUGGUCUGCUUGCUGAUGGCUGUGGCAUACUCCGCAAUACUGAUGAUCGCGUGGAACUUUGAAUUUCCCACUCCAGCAGAGAGACUGAUAUGGCGUAUCUGUACCUCGUUAACCAUGGCACUUACUAUUGUCGUUGGGCUAGUCGAGAUAGCACUGCCUUCACCUCGCGCUCCAAAAGACGAGGAAUCGCCCAAUGCGACUCAAAUAGCCCGGCGACCCUCGCCCAAACUUCUGGAAAGGAUUGUCAACAAGCAUUUCAAUAAUUCGAGGGACAAAGAUCCCGCCCUGGAUGUACCACUAAAGUCGAUGCUACUCACGCAGCCCGUCUGUGCUGUCUACACUGUGUGCCGUAUAUAUGUCCUGUUGGAGGACCUCAUCGGCCUUCGGGCCAUGCCGGCCACUGUUUUCCAGAACGUGGACUGGACUGCUUACUGGCCACACAUAUGA